AAUGGCUGUAAAAAUAAUCCAACUAUUAUCGUGAUGAUGUGACUGGAAUUUACCAAUGAAGUCCGCUGGUACGCUAAAUGCUGAGCAAUUACAUUUUUUUUUUGAAUUUGCGACAAAGUUUGUGCACAAACUUAUAAUCAUCUCUAUAAGUACCGUCUUAGAAAUAUUUCGUCUGUAUGUAAUAAAACUGUGACAACCUGUCAAAAGUUUGUGUUUGAUCAUGUUAUGUUUCACUAAGUUGUAAACUUAAUGUUCACUGUGUAAACAAUAAACUAUACCUUAUAUACAGUCAGGUUCUCCUUUUAUGUAGUUAAUAAAAAGAAUAAUGGAACAUUUCAAAGAUGAAAGUAGACUACUAGAAAAUGAUUUUACAAUCAAAACAUGGAAGGAAGAUUUCUGUUUCAUUGUUGAGGGCAAACGAUUUUAUGCGGCGAAAAAUAUUUUGGCUUUUACUUCACCCGUUUUUGAAAGAAUGUUCCAAGCAGAUUUCAAAGAAAAAGAUCAAAAUGAAAUGGAAUUACCUGGAAAACUAUCAGCAGACAUGGAGGAGUUUCUUAAAUGUAUAUAUCCAACUGUAAGGAAAGAUGUUACCAUUGACAAUGCAUUCCAAAUCAUAGGUUUGGCAGAGGAAUACCAAGUCCUUGAACUUAAAUCGAAGUGCGAAGAUUGUUUUCUGAGAGAUGUCGAUGAAAAAUGCUCCGUAGAGAAGAUUUUUAAAUUAUACAACUUGGCUUGUCUCUAUUCUUUGAAAACUUUAUCAGAAAAAUGUAUGAAACUGGCAGCUAACAAGUCCCUAGCUGAACUUGAUGGAGCGAACGAAAGAAAUCCAAUACCUCUCAUGGAAAUCCAAAGGAAAAUUAUUAGUGAGAUGGAAAUAAAACAGCUGGAAACAGAAAAGAAAGUUAAAAAUUUACUUCGAGAACAGAAGAAAUUGAUGACCUUGUACAAAUAUCAUCAUGCAAAACUUCAAAAGGGAGAAAGAUUAGGACUUGAUGAUUUUGAAGAUUGGGAGGGGACAAGCGAGUACAUAAAGAUGAAGCCAGAGAAAUUAAGUUAUAAGGACACAAUUCACUAUUGUUCCAUCAGUAUAUGUGAAAUAUCUUUACAGUUGACGUUGAAAAUAAAUUGCGAUCGUUUCAUGUUGACUGUAAGUGUAUGCAAAUCGGACGUACAACACUUUUAGGUCAAGCUUGUUGGAAACGUUGUUUUGUUUAAUGGAAUGGAAGGAAAAAGGGAUUAUUGUCAGAAGUUUGAAACAACGUUUGAUAGACGUGAAAACUCGUUUGAUGUCUCAAUUUUAAAAGGAGUAACUAUGAGAAAUGAAGGAUACAUCUAUCAUGGUAAAAUAGCUGUCGAGUGUAAUUUUCUCGCCUUA
Ruditapes philippinarum (Manila clam) is the source of this 1375-nucleotide messenger RNA. Its product is annotated as BTB and MATH domain-containing protein 36-like. Lineage: Eukaryota; Metazoa; Mollusca; Bivalvia; Venerida; Veneridae. Gene Ontology annotation, cellular component: cytoplasm. Gene Ontology annotation, molecular function: ubiquitin protein ligase binding. The transcript has a single exon. Bases 326 to 1183 code for a protein of 285 amino acids. The record is from RefSeq and is a predicted model, not a curated record. Gene Ontology annotation, biological process: regulation of proteolysis; proteasome-mediated ubiquitin-dependent protein catabolic process.